GUGGUGGAAAUCAAUAGGCCUUGCAAAAAAGCUAACCUUCAGCAGGGAUAGAGUGGUCGAGUGUUAUGUUUGGCCUCUUGGUGUAUAUUUUGAGCCUUGUUAUUCUAGAGCACGAAUUUAUCUGACAAAAGUGAUUGCUUUACUUUCAAUCAUGGAUGAUAUUUAUGAUGCUUAUGGCACAUUAGAGGAGCUCCAAGAAUUUACUGAAGUAAUCCAAAGGUGGGAUAUUGAGGCAUCGGAUCAGCUAGAUGAGGUCUUUAAACUCCACUUCCUUUAUCUAUAUGACACAUUCAAGGAAUUUGAGAAUGAGCUCACAAACGAGGGAAACUCCUAUAGAGUAGACUAUCUUAAAGAAUCAAUCAAAGAAAUAUCAAGGGCUUACUUUGAAGAAGCUAAAUGGAGGGAUGAAGGUUACGUGCCACCUCUCAAGGAAUAUCUGACUGUUUCGCUGAUCUCUUGUUGUUAUGCUGCAUUAGCAUGUGCUUCUUUUGUUGGCAUGGGGGAGAAGGCAACAAAGGAGGCAUUCGAUUGGGUUACAAGCUUCCCAAGAAUCAUAAAGUGUAUUUGCUCAAUCUGCCGGCUUAUGGAUGAUGUUGUAUCCACUGAGUUUGAACAAGAGAGGAAUCAUGUCUCAUCGGCCGUCCAGUGCUACGUUAAAGAGCAUGGCACUUCAGUGCAGGAGGCAUGUGAGAAGCUACUGGAAAUGGUUGAAGAAGAUUGGAAAAUUCUGAACCAGGAGUGUCUCAAUAUGACUGCCAUGCCAAUGUCUUUGAUUACGCGAAUCAUCAACCUUGCACGAAUGAUGGAAACCCUAUACAGGAAGUCUGAUUCAUAUACGCACUCUUCGACUACAAUGAAAGACAAAAUCACAUCACUGCUCAUUGAGGCCAUUCCCUUCUGAGAAGGCAACGGUCCCUUAUUUCAUAUUAUAGAUCAGCCUUCCUGUAGGUUACCUAUCCAGGACAUUGUAGAUUUGGAUUUUCCUAUAUUGUUGGUCUAUCUUGUGUAAGGGGGAAUAAGUGCUCUGUUUGCAUAUCUGUUCUUCGUACUUAUAGCGUGUGUAAUCCUUUAAAGCAUUUAUUGUGGUGCGAGUUAAUUCUCAAUAAACUUGUAUGAUUUUAUUAUUUAAUCAUCUUGGCUAUGGUGACCACUUU
Elaeis guineensis (African oil palm) is the source of this 1154-nucleotide messenger RNA. Lineage: Eukaryota; Viridiplantae; Streptophyta; Magnoliopsida; Arecales; Arecaceae. The record is from RefSeq and is a predicted model, not a curated record.